GAAAGACGAAAAUGGUUCGAAAAAUUCUUGCUGCACUCAUCUUGUUGGCUAUGCUUUCCACGCUCAACGCUAUGCCAAGACCAAUAAUUGGAAUAAUUGGGCAACAACAUCUUACCUGGAAGAAAUGUCGUGAUUCAAUUCCACUACUUACCGUACAAGCAGAUAUGCCUAUACCUGGUCAAAACGAAACCGUUACCAUUUCAGGAGAGGUUCCAGAUGAAUCCGCGCAAUAUCAAUGGAGUUUUAGUUAUAUCGACCUUGAAGGAAAACCCAUUACCCUUUCCUACAAGGGGGCUUCCGGUUCGGAGAGAAGCUGA
This is a messenger RNA of Paraglomus brasilianum, 317 nucleotides long. The record is from the annotation of a GenBank genome assembly. Lineage: Eukaryota; Fungi; Glomeromycota; Glomeromycetes; Paraglomerales; Paraglomeraceae.